Molecule: messenger RNA, 1299 nt
Organism: Eublepharis macularius
Lineage: Eukaryota; Metazoa; Chordata; Lepidosauria; Squamata; Eublepharidae
Product: coiled-coil domain-containing protein 166-like
Exons: 3
Coding region: 1-1065 (354 amino acids)
Source: RefSeq, a predicted model, not a curated record
AUGAAUGUGUUUCCUCAGGAGCAAAGAAUAUUGAAAACAGUUAGUAGAGAAAAAUUGCAUCUAAUGAACCCUGAGCUCCUCCUCUUCAGAGCACCUCCCCUUCCGUUCCUCAGCAACAAGGACGCGCAGGGGUACUCGCAGCGCAGAGGAAAGGGCAUCAGGAGGCGGUGCGCAGGCCUCACAAUGGCCCCCAAGCGAGGAAAGAAGGAGCAGCCAGCCAGGGAGGAGCCCCCAGUCACAAGGGAUGUUGCUGAGGAUGUUGGGCCCACCCAGGAAGCUGCAUUGCUGCUGCAAGACUAUGAGCGCAUCUGCCAAGAACUGGAGAACAUGAAAGUGCAGCGGGCACAACUGCAAGAACAGAAUGACUUUCUGCAGCAGGAGGCUCAGUGCCUUCGGUCCGAGAGUCUGGAAUUCAUGGGCUAUCUGGCCAAGCGAGCCCAGAGGCGCAAGGAUGCUGUGGUCUCCCUGAGUGAGGAGAACCGGCAGAUGCUAAGAGAGAUCCAGCAGCAACAUCAGGAGGUACUUGCCCACUUCCAGGAGCAGCAGGCCACUCUGCGGCAACAGCUGCUGCAUAAAGAAGCAGAACUUGCCCGACUCGGCUCAGAACUGGAGGGGUUGGGGGAGAUCCGGGCCCUGCAGCAGGAGCAGGUGGCCCGUAUUCAGGAACUUCAACGAGAGCUGGCAGCUGCCAGGAAGCAGCAGGUGGAGCGCCUCCAGGAAACAAAGGCCCACUUCUUGCGGCAGAAGGCGGCCUAUGAGAAAGAGGCACGGCAGCAAGUGGAGCGCUUGGCCCAGCAGGCACAAGAGGUGGCAACGCAGUGCCAGCAGGAACACGGCGAGGCAGUGAAACGGCAGAAUCAGGAACUGCGGCAGGAGCUGCAACAGUUGGUUCGAAGGGCAAAUGAGCUGCGAAAGCACAAGCACCGGCUUGAGGAGCAAGCCCAGCGACUGCGGCAGGAACACUGCUGCCUGCAAGAGAUGGCCCUUUUGCGCCACGGCUGUGGGCGCCAGGAAGAUAUCCCAUCAAGAGGCAAUGCAACAGGAAAGCGAGGUGAAAACCAUUAAGGCAGCAGCGGGGGGGGCAGAAAAGUCUGCUCUGGAAAGUGCGUCACUUGUGAAGGCUACAAAAAAGGAGUUGAAGUUGGUGGAGAACCAACUGAUCGGGCUACAAGUGGAACGAACGCAGACAAUUUUGCGUCUCCAAAACGUGAAAGAGGAGGAAAAUGAGGAUCUGUGGGAUUUGGUCUCGGAACUACUGGCGACACCCGCGAGGACGACUAAAGAAGAGGUUAAAAGCGC